AUGGUUUCAGCUAAAUCAGCCGGUUUCUUGGCUGUGGGAUCUUCCCUGGCCGCUCUCAUUACGGUAUUUAUAUAUUUGCCGGCGUUGAUUAUGAGAAUUGGCGAGAUUAAUGCGCAGGUAAGGCCAGAGUAUCACGUAUAAUAUUAUUUUUUUUGAAAAAAGGUGUAAAACACGUUUUGCAGUUGAAAGUGGACACAGAAGAGUUCCGAUCGAUUGCUGACGAAGCCUGGUCUGAUAUGUUGAGAGCCAAGAAAGUGAAAGGAUUCAUGAGACCUCGUCGUCAGGCUUACGGGGAGGCUAAAGUCUAUGGAGAAGUUAAAGGAUACGGGGAGGCCAAACAAUAUGGAGGAGGGUACUCGAAGCCUGAAACUUAUGGGACUACCGGGCCUUCUUGUUCUUGCAAUGCCCAGAACAGUUGUCCCGCUGGUCCUCCAGGCCCACCAGGAAAGGCGGGAGAAGACGGAGUGCCCGGCUCGAGAGGCCCGGCUGGAGCUCCAGGACUUCCUGGAAAUGCUCCACCAGUCACUGUGGAUCCGGUAAGAACAUCUUCACAGUUUCCAGUAACUCUGCUUUACUUUUAUGUUAUUUUAUUGUUUUUAGAAUACGGGAUGCCGUGUCUGUCCUCAUGGUCCUCGUGGUCCAGGUGGUCCGGCCGGAGAUGCUGGAAUUGACGGACCUGACGGCUACCCAGGCCCUGCGGGAAGAAAUGGCGAGAACGGACGUCCAGGAUACCCUGGAAACGCUGGCAUCCCCGGAGAACCCGGAGCUCCGGGCAAAUCGGGAGAACAAGGCGCCCCAGGCAAGAAUGGAGUCCGUGGUCAGAAGGGGCCGCCAGGAAGGAAGGGAGACUCCGGACCGCCAGGACAAAAGGGACCAGAGGGAUAUCCUGGUCCAGACGGAGCCAGAGGAAACGAUGGAGCUCCGGGACCAGCUGGACCACCUGGUCAAGUAGGUGCACCUGGAUCGGAGGGUCAACCCGGGGUCCAAGGCCAGACUGGAGAGCCUGGCGAAGAUGCGCAGUAUUGCCCAUGCCCAAAUAGAAGUUCGGGAGUUGACAAACCCGCUUCUUAUGAUUCCCAACCAGUUCAGCCAACUUAUGGAAAUGGAAAUUCGGGUGGUGGAUAUGGAGGAAACUCGAAUGCCGGAGGCUACGGAACUCCCGCUCCGACCUAUGAAAGUCAUCCAGCUCCAGUUGAUCAGAGCGCUUAUAGACGUUUGGUAUAAGCAAAAAAAAGCUAUUUGAUGUUGUGCUCGAUGAAGUGAUAUACCUGAUAAAUCAGAUAUGAUCUUACAAAACAAUUGCAUUAACAUUAAAAAUAAAAAGCCGGCACUUUAUGUAUCCUUCCAAUAUUAGAUUACAUUUUGUCGUCCAUUUUCUCCAGAAUUUUUAAUAAGCAUGUACAUGGGCGUGAAUAGAUUAAGGAAUUAGAUUACAAGUAACGUGUGUCGCUUGGAUACAAGCUCUAUCACAAAACAGUUCGAGUUCAGAAACCUUAUUCAUGUUCUAAUUUCAUUACUCUAUUGCUACAGCAAUGACGCCGGCGUAUCUUUAUUUGAGUUAACGCCGUCUCUAUGGACAUGGUAGAUGCUUUUACUGAGAAAUUAUCCAAUAUUCAGUUCGUUUUCGGCAUUUUCCUCUGCUUUCUGGGCAUUUAUCACUACUGUGCGCAAAUUUAUUGCGUUUUAUUUUUAUUCAAACGACACUUGAGGCCUUAUUUGUUCUUGGUGAAUAUGAUAUUUUGGCUGAUUUUUAUGGUUUCCAAUGUGCCUUACAACAUUUAUAUUGCGACAAAUUAUAGUGGUAAGUUUGCUGGUGCAAUGUAUGUCUGCAAUGGAUAAUUACCUAAAUGUGUCUUUUGAAUCUUGAAGUUUUACUAACAAUCUGCAACUUAUCCCUGUAUCAGUCUCUAACAACUUCGGCUCUCACUUGCAAGUCGUAGCAUAUAUAUUAAUCAAUCUUUUUCCGAGAGACUACGGUAACGGAGGAGAGCCGGCUAGGCAAAAAAUCCUCUUAAAUUUAUAAAACACGACUUUUGCUUGAAAGGGCAAGCCGAAACUUUCCGAUAGUCCUUGAGAGGCCCUACUCUCAAAUUGACCCGAGUUUCAGUCAAGGCUUUAUUCAUCUCUAACUUUUAGCGACCGCCGAAACAUUAGACACGAACUGGCUGUUUGCCUCAGGCGUCGUUCCCUACCUCUGCAUACCCGCUCUUUCCUUGUCGAUCACCAUGAUAAUUUUGGAUCGAAUCGGGACCAUUUUAUUUCCCUUUGAUCAUUUUAAGAUCCAAAAGUGGUUAAUGAUAGCCAGCAUCCCAAUCAUCGCCUUUUCAUGUUGUGUGGCCCUUUUCACAAUAUUGCCAGAGAUACCUUGGGGCGAGAAAAGUGGUGAGUUAUGUGAUUUUUGAGAUGCUAAUCGUAAAUUUAGACAAACUCCAAUUUUUUUUAACACGUUGAAACAGGAAGCCAAAAAUGGCGGUAAAUUUGAAAUUCAAAAAUAUGUUAAUUUGGCAUUUGUUUUUACUUGUAAAACAAAGGUUACAACCAGUAGCUGCUUAAGAAAUCUUUCGAGGCACGUAAAGGCUUCAUAAAUUCUGUUUUUUGUCCGCUUAAACAAGAAACACCUGUUCAAAAAAGAGUGUAACUAAGAUAAUAUAAUUUAUUUCUUUCCAGACUGUAUGGCCUUAGGGUGUUUGCUUCGAAAAAACAAAGGGAUCCCGCAAUUACUGAGUAAACUGGGGCUGGGGAUGAUCAACAUCGGAUGUGCCUUCCAUUUUCUCAUUUUAUUCAGACAAUCGCAGAGACGGAACAACAAAUCGGAACUCUGGAAAAAUGUAAGCAAUAAUAAAACUGGCGGAAAAUAAAAUUAGCAAUCCUUUUGUCGUACCUUGAGCGCCUCUGGUAAAAAAUGAAAAGUCUAAAGUGCAUUGUGAAUAUUCUAAACGGGAGAACUUUUAUUUCCAACCAUUUCCAGGUGACCAAGAUGACGUUCCUCCUUUUCCUCAACGAAUUAUUACUCAAUGUACUCCCCAAUCUGGCUAUUCUCAUAAUUUAUUUUGUAAGUCAUUAUAAUACUGUACUUAUAAAACUUAAACAUAUAUUUUUGUUACAGUAUACCCGAGUGCCAUUUGCUGAACUUGCGGGGCCUUAUUUGAUGACUUUGACUUGUAUCGAAGGGAUCGUUACAGUACUCUUUUAUCAGAAUUCUCUGAAGAAACGGAUCGAAAUUAUAAAUCGAGAACGAGCGAGGAAUGUGUCCAUAAACAGAAUUGGGACAACUGGCACUAGAAUUGUUGCUUGGACUUCCACAACCAGAACACACAGUAAUUUCAAAGGAUCGCUGUCGUUUACAUAA
This is a messenger RNA of Bursaphelenchus xylophilus (pine wood nematode), 3349 nucleotides long. NCBI's taxonomy places the organism in Eukaryota, Metazoa, Nematoda, Chromadorea, Rhabditida, Aphelenchoididae. The record is from the annotation of a GenBank genome assembly.